UCUCUAUGGUUAUUGAUAGCGACAUGGCGGUAACUCCGGCAGGGAUCGCUGUGGAUGUUCAGGCUCGAUUCGGGCACUCGGUGAAAGGACUGCUGACCGAGAAAGUGACCAACUGCGGUACGGAUAUAAUCGCCCUCACCAAACAGGUGCUCAAGGGCUCACGGAGCGCUGAGUUCCUAGGACAGGCUGCCAGAAAUAUGGUGAUGCAAGAGGGUGCCAUUCUGCACUCUGAAGAUAGUUUAAGAAAAAUGGCUAUUAUAACUACUCACCUACAGUAUCAGCAAGAAGCUAUUCAAAAAAACAAUUGUAUCCAAAUAUCCAUGUGCACUUGUUAAACUCUUCUACAGCGUUGAACAGUCUUCAAAUUUGCGUGAUCAACUGAGCCAUCUGCUGAAAUGAAGCGAGAAGUAUGUAAGAGGUUAAAGAACACCUAGAAAAGGAUGGAAGAAAACUCACAGUGGGGGUUUAUGGAAUACCUUUCCCUCUUCUACAGAUGCACUGUGAGAUUGACUGAGUCAAAAAUCAUCUCCCAGAUGUAAUGUCACAAAGUGUGUGCUUUGUUUUAUAAGACUCUCAUCUGGAAAUGUGGACAAUUUUUAAAUUAUAAAUGUUACCUUUGUAAAAGGCUAGGUACAUCCUUGUAUUAAAUUACAGUUUCCAUGUGUUGAUGCCUAUUUCUCUUUAGUAGGACUGAUUUCUUUAAGAACUCACUCUUUCUAAAUAAUCGAAUACAUCUUGUUUUGGUUUUGAGUACUUCAAGAGAUGAAUUUUUCCUCCUUUCAGUCUGUUUGAAAACUCAUAAAUUUAUAGUGUGGAUGCUUUUCAUAAUAUAGACCUCUGAUGAUAUAGAACAUAAAUAUCUGGUUGAAAUUCCUGCAUGUAUUAUUUACAUCUAUAAUAUUGGCUGGAUUCAUACUGGUCAUUAAUUUGGUUUUGGCAACCAUGCCCUUAUGGGUAAUUCAACAAGCUAGUUUAAACAGCCUAGUAUAAUGUGGAAACGUAGCUGUUCUCUUGAAUAGGAUAAUUUUUAGGGUAUGCUACCUCCAACUCAUCAGUAAAAUGUUUUCCACUAAUGUGGAAAAAGUUUUAUCCUGUUCUGUAUAGUACUGGUAGAGAAUUAAUCCAUACAAGGUUUCUGGCAGCCACUGCGUAUGUAACGUUUCUUGGUUUAGUAAUUCCAUCAUUGCUAAGCGGGGAGGGGAGGGGUAGUACUUAACAAAUGCACUUCCUAAAUAUUCUUUCUUUCUGUCCUGCAAAAUCUAUUCACUGACAUUCUGUAAACCUCAGAGUGCAUAUCUAACUUCAAGGAAAAUGCAUGUUUUCAAGGUCUGGAAUCUUUUUUUCUUCCAAUCUUAAAUUAAUGGGGCCACAGUCUGCUUGAGUAGAAAUCUGGGAACUUACUUAGAUUUGCUUUAAAUUCCUAAAUUAAGCAAGUUUCUUUUUUUUUUUAAAAAAAGUUUGCAUGCUUUGUUGUGCAACAGUGCUAACGGUUCCCAUUGAAACUGUAAUCCUGUAUGUAGUAAUAAAAAUAUAAACAUAAUGGGGCCUACUUUGAAGUAAACAUUCAUAGAAUUCUGUUGUUAUUUUCCCCUCUUUCUUGUUGCACUUUCUGUUGUGUGAGUAUGAACUGUGAUGAAACGAUUCUAGGGAAUGUAUAAUUUAGGUCUUGGUAUGUUCUUCCUUAAGGCGAUACACCUGCUGUCAUGUUUGUCCUUAAGCUACAUUCCUACAUACUCACUGCUGCUGUCAUUCUUCCUUAAUCCACCAUGGUGUCAUUACACAAUUCUCUUCCUAACUAGUAAUCUGUUCAAAUUUGUUGUUGGAGAGUCUUGGAAAUAUUGCAUGUUUACAAUAGUGAGGCAUUUUAAAGGCAACUAAAAGCAGAGCUACUGCUAUAAUAUGCAUUCAAAAUAUAUUCAUUAUGUCAACUCAUUCAUUAGUAAUGUUUUUCUUAAUUCCCUUUAUCCAAAAAAGUACUCAUGAUUUGUUUAUAAAACCACAAACUUUUUGUUUGUAUACAGAAACUACAUUACAUAACAUAUAAUAUAUACUUCCUGCUCUUUUUAAACAAGAGCAGCCGUAGUAGAAAAAUAAUGAUAAACAAUUUCCUCUACCUGUAUAAAUACAUAUUUUAUAAUACAUGUUGAGCAUGCUUCUGGUAUCAUUACUAAAUACUAUUUAAUAUAAUAAUACUGAUAAAAAAGGGAGAAUUUUAACUCUGUGUUUUUUUUCUCUUUUUUUGGUCUAUGAUUGUACAUUCUUAAAUAAAAACAAAAAGGGAGAAGUCAGGUUUGUGGGAUGAUUUAAAAUAAGUCAUGAAGAAAAACAGUUGCUAAUUGCUGAUUGGGGAAGGGAGCCUAGAAAAUCGUAUGAGAGGAACAGAAUAGGGUGUCACUGAUAGAGGGAUGGGUAGCUAUCUGGAAUAGGGAACACCAUAAUGUCACACAUCAUUGCAAGUUCUACCUGCUCUCGUCUAUUACUCUAGAAUUACUCUCUAUUACAUGGAUUAAAUAAAAAUGAAUGUUUUGAAAUUGCAUUCCCCAACUUGAUAAUAUUUGAUAUUGUUUAAUGUAAUAUUUAAUGUAGGUUUCUAACAUGAAGGAUUUUGUGAUUCCUGGCCUUCUUAAGGCUAAAUAAAUAAAGAACACUUUGUUUAGACCAAAUAAAUUAAAUAAAGAACACUUUCUCAGUUUUACUGUCUUUCUUGCUUGCUGCUAGUCACAAUAGAGAAAUUCAUUAGCCUGUCAAAAGAUAGUUGAUCUAAACUUUUACAAAUAUGUUAACAAAUAAUGGUCAACUGUAGAAUCAAUGUUAAAGCUUUU
Messenger RNA from Python bivittatus (Burmese python), 2822 nucleotides. It is a transcript of the gene BORCS7, whose product is annotated as BLOC-1 related complex subunit 7. Lineage: Eukaryota; Metazoa; Chordata; Lepidosauria; Squamata; Pythonidae. The record is from RefSeq and is a predicted model, not a curated record. Gene Ontology annotation, cellular component: BORC complex.